GGGGGCGACGGCGGCGACGGGCGGGGCGGGCCGAGCUGAGGAGCGGCGGCAAAGUCCCGAUUCGGCUGCUAAAGAAGCAGUAGCUUCGGUUUUUAAUUCCCAAGGUCAAAUGCGAGAGAGAUAAUUUUCUGACUCUCUCGACACGUAGCUUAUAUUUCAAACUCUUCUAUUUGAAGAACCCCCGGUGAUCGACAUUCCUUUGGCGAUAAGGCACGAGCUUGCUUCCCUGAGCGCUGCCCUACUCUGUUCUCACACUUCUGCAGUACGCCGUUCCCCUGUAGGUAGGUGACGGCUAUGGAAGUCCUGUAGUGUUCCGAGGGGCCGUAACGUGAGCCUCACGGCCUGUGGCGGAGCUCCUCGGUGUUUCUGGGAGUGUGUAAAAGAAGGAUGUAAACAGUAAAUGUUGCGUUAAGUAGCAGGAACGUACUUCCCAUUUUGCACGCUGCCUGUAUAAAGACACUUGAUCUAUUUCCUGUUCCUGUGUGCUUCCUCAGGUUGGUUCUCUAUUUGUUAUGCACUUAAGAUUCCUUUUCAGAGAUAGAAAUAGCAUGAGCAUAGCAAUAGUAUGAUUAUAAUAACUGUUAAUAACUAUAAUAAUGUAUGUUAAAGUAACUAUUUUCAGCAUCGGGUCAACGUGAUGGGACCAAGCAAGCCACCUUUGUCUGGUGUUCCAUUUACACCCACUACCCAGCUGUACAGGAAUGAAGCAAAUUCUUUACGAACACAGGUAUUGUUUGAAUAUUUCAGCAGUGCUGAAGUGGUUUUCAUUUGUGAUCACUACAAAAAGAUGAGUGAGACCCAUUUCCUGAUAUAGGCCACUCAUGAAUGUGAGAUCUUCAUACUUGCUUUCACAACACUGUCACUCAUAAUCUUAACCCUUUUUGGUUUUUUUUUUCCCUGCAUGGAACUGAAACUGCACCUAUAAAUACUGUUUGUCUGUCUUAGCCUCUUACUUUACCACAUAGUCACUGAACGUAGAAACUUCAUUCUGUUACUGCAUUUUAGUUUUCCAUUUAUCCUUCAUCAUGUAUCUGUUACCUUUGUAACUCUGCUUCUCAUAUGAUACAAAUAAUACCUUUUUAUAUUGUCAUUACAACUUAUUAAUUUCAUUGCUAGAAUUCUUUAAAGUCUUUGCAAUGGUAUUGUCUGUUACAUUGUCAUUUUGGAGCAGAUUUUUCACUGUGGGUGCCUACCCAAAGGUGUAAAUAUGUAUGCAGUGUUAUUUACAAGAAUACCCAUAUGCGUAAUUCAAGGUCAUUUUGAAUACUGACGUUUAUCUGAGUGGAGGGAAUUCUUGCAUGUGCUGGAGAAGUACCAUAGUGACAGAAUGCUGAAUCAUGGCCUGAACCUCUGAUUGACCACCUGAGGCAAGCAAUGAGUCAGCCCUGGGAGCACAGGUGAAGGCAAUUCACCUGUGCUGCUGGAAGGGGUGGAGCCUGGCUGCACUUCUCCUAGACCCAUUUAAGAGCUGACUGCCACUGGGAAAGGAUCUCUUCUGGAGAUCCCUCCUUUGGAGUUUUGCAGUGGGUCUAGGAUGAGGCUCCAGUUUAAUAGGAAUGUUCCAGCAGUUCCGGAAAACUUAUCUCUCAGAUUCUCUAACCCCCAUCCAAUUAUAAUAGAAAAACUGAAGUCAUCUAAUGAUCAGAGAAAUCUAGGUGGAAGUGAUGACCCCAGUAUAAGAAGCUCUGGUAUGUUUUCAGUGAUAUCUGAAGAGAGACUAAAAUUGGCUAUUCAUCUAGCUAAAAGGGACAUAAAACGAAGGCAUCUUGAAGAGCAAGUGAAACAACAGGUGUUUGGAGAUGCUGUCAAUAAAUCAUUGUUAGCCCAGAAGUCACAAGAGCAGAUAAACAAAGUGUCUGAAAGUCUGGAAAAGAAAAUUGGGCUUGAGUCUCAAACUCAGCUGAAAUAUCACCAGAAACUUGUUGAGCCUUCCAAAAUGAAGACUACCACCUCUGGUACAAAAGUAUAUCUCUACACACCAAAUGAGGGAAUGCUAAUACCAGCUGUUUUAGGCUCUUCGCUCACCCAUAAUACAAGACCAGACCCCAAGACAACCGUUAAAAUAAAGGAAAAUAAAAAUAUUAUUGAAAUCCAACGGCUGCAAAAAGAAUUAAGAAGUUGUGUCCAGAAAAUUGAAGACCUAACUAAAAAAGAGAGAGAUGAAGAAAACUUAGAUGCUGAUGAACAGCAACAAGUUUGCACUCAAAGGCAGAAGCAAGCUGCGCGAUCGGCUCAGAUGCUGUAUGUACUCCAGCAACAGGUGAAAAAAAUUCAGGAUGAUUUAGAAAAACUGAGUCCUUAUAAAAUCAAACAUACUAAAAAGUCUCGAGCAGUGUCCAAAUUGGCAGCAGCACAUAGAGGAGCUAUACGAGCCUUGCAGGCAUUCGCCAACCAGUUUACUGAUCAAACAGGGCAAUGGGUUCCUACCUGCUACAAGGAGCUGGGCAGCCUUAUUCGACAGCUGUCACUCUGUUCUGCCAAACUUGAACUAGAUUCUUCAACUUCUGAUGUUAUAAUAGAUAUUUUGAUGCAAGUUGAGGAUCUGAUUUCAUUGUUGGAAAAGAAGCAAACUCCCAAAAAAGUGAAGGAAUGUCUUUCAGCAUCACAUGGCGAAUCUUCAGUGAACACUGUGACGUUUCCAGCCAGAAAGCAGCUAAUAACUCCAAAAGGAGAAAAUAAGCCUCUCAUCUUAAAAAAACAACGUAGACAAGGACCCAGAAAAUCUCCAGCUGCCAGAGGUCUCUUGAUUGAUAAACAUCAAUACGUUGCAAAAAUUUCAGCAGUUCAGAAGAUGAACGAUCACACUCAUAUGUUGCAUGAUAAAUUCCAGGACGCAAAUGAUCUUCCUGCUCCACAAAGAAAUACUGUUUUACAGGGAAGCCUAGAGGCACUAGUGAGAUCUAGAGCUGUAAAAAAAGAUCCUAUCCUUCAAAGUGGCUCUUUAAAGAAGAAAGACAUGUUAUUAUCUGCAGAAUCGCAGGGCAUGCCUAAAUCUCUGAAACCAAGGCAGGUGCAGCCUCUAGGAAAGCAUGCUCGAUUUCAAGAAACAACUAUAGCUUUUCAGUUAAAAGAGAACAAACGAUUUGUUAAGGAGAGCAGCAUACCCUGGGUGCCUUCAAACUCUGCGUUACCUCCUGCUUCACCUAAACGACUAGCAUGGCAUGAAGCAGAAGCUUCAAGAAGAACGAAAGUUCUGACUGAUCUUAACAGAAGAGAAAUGAAAAAAGGACAAAAGUUAAGGUUGCAAGCUGCUUCUCCACCUCAGUGUGCAGACAAAGUUGAUGAAGCAGUAUGUGAGCACCUAGAACUUCCAUUGGAUAGGGCACAGCAGAUGAAUAUUUCCUUGGAAGCAAACUGUCAUUUGAAGGAUCCUUCAAUUACAAGACAGCUUUCAACUCACGCAGCUGAGAAGGUUGCAGCAAGUGCAGAUAUUCUGAGUGAAAAGGUACUGGAUGAUCUUUUGGAAGAUACUGCUCAGGAACUCUGGAAUAUGGAGCAGUGUGAGAGACUUCAGGCUGAGAAUCUGUUUGUGGCUGACAGUCCUAGUCUGGAAACAAUGUUGCAAAGAAUGGAAGAAAUUGAAAGAUAUCAGGAAACUGUAUGCAGGAGAUUCACCCAGAUUGUGUACAGUGAUUCAGAAUUCAGGGCCCAAGAGGAUAAAAUUGAUCAACAAAUGGCAUUAAUAACUCAACUACCUACAUCUCCUCAUUCAAUUCAGAUAACCAAGUUAACUAGACAGAUACAAUCGGAAACUGACAUUUCAUUUGAAAAAAUUUUCGAUGACAAUGGCACUAACAAAAACAAAGAAGCUCAGGAGAAAUUGCUGACUGGAAAUAACAUUCUGCAGCCCUUGACUCAGAAUUCUGUGCAGAAAAAGUCCUACAUUUCUUUCUCAAUUACAAAGCGUAUGCUCCAGAGCAUCCUGGAUUACAGCAGCAAGUACAAGCAUCACCUAAACCUUAUUUUCCAUGAAGCAGUAGGCAGCUUCAAUCCAUGGCAGAUUGCUGAAAGUCUUGCAGAGGAACUAACAGACGAAGCCCUGUUUGAUGUAGCAGCAGAGCUGCGGGAUGUUUGUGAGGAUUAUGCUGAAGCUGUAUUCACAUCAGAGUUUUUGCAGCCAGCAUAGUAAGUGCUUUCAAAUCUGCUCCAUUACUAAAUGAAUCAAGCUCAGUCUAAUAGUUUUAUCAGGCAAUCUAAUUUUUCCUAUUUUGCUUGUUUGUUCUUUUGGUCUGUGAGAUUCUGUUCUCUAAAAUGAGUUAAAUCCAACAAGAAUUCAUAUCAGAUUUUUAUAGAACCGAGAUCAUAAUGUUCUUCCUUUCAGGCUUCCUGGAUUUAUCAGGACUAUCGUUGUUGUUGUUGUUGUUUCAUUUCUUUGGCCAGCGUUUCAGUGGAAUGAUGUGAGCUGUUACAGGUGAAUUUUAUAUGUUUUGAUAGGUAUACACAUCCAUUUGUUUACUUCCAGUAACUUCAUCCAUUUUUGUGUGUAAGCUACUGAUGAGAAUAAAAUACUGGGAAGGGACACUGGUUUAAGCUAUGUCAUAGACUUAGCUGCACUGUGCCUCAGUUUUCUUUCAACUGGGAGAAUCUCACUUAAAUACCUCCCAAAGGAGUUAUGGGUUUUAGUUUAUUUCUGUCAAGAAAAUGCAUUGAAUCUUUCUGAUAGCUGUGUUGGAAGAGCAAUUCAUUAUUGAUAGAAAUCUAACACCCAGAUGGAAAAGUGAAGAACAAAAACUGUUGGCUUUGCUCUUUGGAGCUUUAUGUGUUGUAAAAUAAAAACACUGUCUGACCACCAUAAGGAAUAUAUGGAUUAGUUCUUUUUAGAAUGUGUCAAUCCAAAGGAAGGAUUCCCAUGGCACAGUACUAAGAAGAGGUAAACUCUCACACUGGCUAUAGACAGAGCUUGCGCUCUUAAGAGUGAAGUACUUCUCCUGUUUGUUUUAGAAUGUCACUAAUACAUUAUGCACAGAUGAAUCCUUUCGAGAGAAGCAUGGGAUGGAAACUUCCUUUUCGUUUAAAUUCAAAUUAGCUUAAAAUAUUAUUUAAACCUUAGCACCUUAGAACUUAGUGAUCCAGCCCUACAUUCUUUAGUCUUAGCAAUUCCAUUAAAAUCAAGAACUAUGAAAUAAAUGAAAACUGUGAUUUCUGCAAUGUAGUUAAUAAUCACUCUACUAGUUUGGGUUAUGCCUGGAAUGAGCAAUAAGUAAGAUUUAUGGUACUAUUUUGGGGAGCUCAGCCCUUGAGGUAACCCAAAAAACAGUAUGACAGUUUGUAUCCUUUAAGUUUCUUUUCUAUAAUUGUGUUGCUCUCAUCAGGGUAAGUUUGACCUUCUAAGACUAUUUUUAUUCCUUCUUAUUUGAACAUAUUUUAUUAAAAUAAUUGUUUUUAUUGAAGACUUUUACUGUUUUGUUUGUCUUGAAUUUUACACCAGAAAUAAUAAUGCAAAUAUUACUGAUGUAUGAUUUUGUGUAAUUUCUUAAAUUAUAAACACCAUCUUUUUAUUUAUGUAGUCGUAUAAUAAGUCUAAUUUAAAAUAAAAAAUACUAAGAUGUAGUGUCUGUAUCUGCAUGUAUGCUCAUGGAAGUAUUGUCAAGAUAUUCUGUUUCUGAAUAAACAGUGUGUCUUUCAUAGGACUAAGCAUAUUUUUAAUUUACGGUAACUUCUUUCUGAAACCAUUUGGGACAAUCAGCGCACAACCUGGCAGCUUUACAAGGCUCAGACUGCUCUAUUUCUUCAGUGUAACGUGGUUUUCUGACAAAGUAAUUGUUUUCUCUGCUGUGAGCAGUAUCCUUUGGCUGAUAAUGCCAAAGUGAAUUUUAUUCUGAAUGAGACUUCGUGGUGUUUGCGUGUUUUCUUUAAGAGAAAAUCUGUGGAGAAUGAAGACUUUAGGUAGAAACCCUGAUUUCACACUCUUCAGUCCCUCCUACAGAACUGAACUGAUGGACUUUGUACUGUCUAUUUACAAAGGCAAACUAGACAAUUCAGGGUGUUUCUACACUGGAAAUUUUGUAAUGGUGAAGUUUUGAGUUAAAGUGACUGUGUCACUGCUCUUAAGGGACAAAUCAGAAUCAAGCUUGUUGAAUAUUACACAUGCUUAAUUUUUGUUAAGAUAUGUUCGUGGAGACUAUAUGGGGCUGAAGCACAUAGAGCAACCAUAAUAUCGCUGCAAGUGUUAACUGUGCAUCUACUGAUCAGUGUUUACUGACCAUGCACUUACGGUACUGUCAUGCAUGUGAAUCUAUAGCUUCUUUAAAGCUGAGUAGUGGGAGACUACAAUAAGAAGUUUCAGAUUUAGAAUGUUGUAUUGAUAGGGAAGAACAGAUUUUAUUGGAACCUGUGCUGUUUCCUAUUGCUGAAGGUCUUUAGGAACAGGUUGGAUGUCCAAAAUAUAUUAUCUUACUUGGUACUGAGAAGGAUCCCCUUGCAUGGAUCUGUAAUAUUUUCCCAGGCCUGUUUUUCAUUUUUUACACGUAAUUUUCUUCAGUGUCAGGGCUGUGAAAGGGAUAAAACAAACAGGGUGAAAAAAUUUAGUGGUAGUAUAGAUGUAUGGAUGACUCCCUUAAAUGCCAGUUCCUGCAGUCACAUGUAGCUGAAGUAAAACUGAGGUUUACGGAGUGGUUCAGAGUCAUAUAGACAACAGGAGCGCAUCAGAACAGUUUGGUGCAAGGGCAGCACCUCGCAGCAACCUCGCAGCACCACAGUGUUGGUGUGGUCACUUUCUAGCUCGUGCUAUGGACACUCUUGGCUCCUGGCUUGUCCUCCCUCUUGCUUCCUGAUAGGUAACUAGGUAUUAAAGGAGCAGUGAAGAAAGUGGAUGGCUCUGAAAACCCUCUAUGAGGACCAUGAAGACAGAUCUGCUCAUCUGAAUUCCGUGAGCAGUUCUUGAAGCUCCUGAAAGCACACAAACUGCUCUGUAAAUAUUUAACUGUAGAAAUUAGAUCAGCAUGCUUCUGGGAGUGAGAGGGUUAUGGCAACAGUGUUUGCUCUACCAGUGCUUUGGAAAACUAUUUUUUUUCUAUUAAUGCUGUACCUAAUUCUACUUCCAUUAUUGUCACUGUAAGAAUGUAACUUGAACUGCUUCCCUCUGUUUGGUUUGUCUUAUCUCUGAGUUACUCCUAGAGGCUAACUUACUGUUGUUUCUCUUUUGACUGCUUUUCUCCAUUAUUUUUUUUUCUUAUUUUUUGGGACAUUUUUUUGAGAUCUGAUUCACCAGCAACAGGAGAAGGGGUUCUGUUCAUAAUGUCCAUGUUAGCCAGAUGAACAGUUUGCUUCAGUAUGUUUUCUCAAGACCUGUCCUUGAAGAAUAAAGUAAGUUUCAAGGACAUGUUUCAUCAGCAGGCCCCACGUUAUCUCUUGCAGUAUGUUUGGAGUGUUAGGUUGGACUUAGGUUUUAGAAUGCUAGUCUGGUCUUAGAGAAUGAAGCAGGUUGAGGGACAGUGGUCCUAGUUGAUCAUUUGUCAUCUGUUUCCUUGUGUUUCAGCUGUGUGUCAGUGUCUGCCUGUUC
This is a messenger RNA of Lagopus muta (rock ptarmigan), 7501 nucleotides long. RefSeq names its product KIAA0753 ortholog. The transcript is spliced from 16 exons. The record is from RefSeq and is a predicted model, not a curated record. Lineage: Eukaryota; Metazoa; Chordata; Aves; Galliformes; Phasianidae. Gene Ontology annotation, cellular component: centriolar satellite. Gene Ontology annotation, biological process: centriole replication; protein localization to centrosome. The coding region runs from base 1535 to 4126 and encodes 863 amino acids.